AUCACGGACAAAGAGACCGGCAAGAAGCGGGGCUUCGGCUUCGUGUAUUUUGAAGACAACGACUCGGCCGAUAAAGCCGUGGUGCUCAAGUACCACGUUAUUAACGGGCAUAAAGUGGAGGUGAAGAAAGCCCUGACCAAGCAGGAGAUGCAGGCCGCCGGUGGCCGUGGCGGCCGCGGAAGGGGGAUGGGAAGACCGCAGAACGGCUACGGCGGGCGCGGCAGCGGAUACGGUAACUACAGCGGCGGCUAUGGAGGCAAUGACGGCUACGGUGGCGGGUAUGGGGGAGGCUACGGGGACCAAAUGGAGGGCUACGGCGGUGGUAACGGCUACAAUGACUUUGGCAGCGGCUAUGGCCAGCAGUCCUCUGGUUAUGGCCCAAUGAAAGGUAAUUACUCGGGCAGAAGCAACGCUCCUUACUCCCGAGGAGGAGGAGGUGGUGGUGGUGGUUACGGCAGGGGGGGUUACGGA
Messenger RNA from Sinocyclocheilus anshuiensis, 471 nucleotides. RefSeq names its product heterogeneous nuclear ribonucleoprotein A3 homolog 1-like. The annotation marks the transcript as partial. Gene Ontology annotation, biological process: mRNA splicing, via spliceosome. The record is from RefSeq and is a predicted model, not a curated record. Lineage: Eukaryota; Metazoa; Chordata; Actinopteri; Cypriniformes; Cyprinidae. Gene Ontology annotation, cellular component: catalytic step 2 spliceosome. Gene Ontology annotation, molecular function: mRNA 3'-UTR binding. The transcript has a single exon.